CUGCCUCCCGCCUAACCCGCGAUCGCUCCCCCCCUUCCCCCGCCGAGGCGAAGCUGGAGCCGCAGGAGAUCCGGCGGGCACAGGGAGGGGACAGGGAUGGGUUGUUUUCUCUCCCCCGCCCGCCCCGAGACCUAAGGAGAUGCAGCCCAAGUUCGCCGCGAUGACUCUGCUGCUGGCACCGGGGUUUCUCCGCGGCAUCGCAGCCUCCGGACCGCCUGAAUCCUGCUCCUUCUGAAUCGUCGGCGCCGGGUUAAAGCUCAGUUCUCAUGUUGUGGUUGCUGGGCUGCCGCGCUCCCGUUUUGCGAUGGGAGGUGGAGGAAGAGGGAUUGUCCGUGAGUCAACACCGAAAACGUGAUUAGGAGGAACUGCUUUAACUAAUCUGUUUCUAACCUUUCAGUCAAUGUUGGCCUGUGACCCCUCUCAGCUUUCACAUCCAGCCUGAUCAGACCACAACACUGGUCUCCCUAUGGAAGCAACUGUUUGUAUUUGGCUUUGAGGUCCCAUGGAGAAGCCGAGGAGGGGGAUGGCUCUUCAUAUCCAUGAAGCCUGGAUACUUCUGUUUGUGCUCCCUGGUUUGGUCACUCCAGCUGCCAUCAAUCAUGAAGACUACCCCGCUGAUGAAGGGGACCAGACCUCCAGUAAUGACAAUCUGAUCUUUGAUGAUUACCGGGGGAAGGGCUGUGUGGAUGACAGUGGCUUUGUGUACAAACUGGGAGAACGUUUUUUCCCAGGACAUUCCAACUGUCCCUGUGUCUGUACUGAGGAUGGACCUGUUUGCGAUCAACCAGAAUGCCCUAAAAUCCACCCAAAGUGCACAAAAGUGGAACACAAUGGAUGCUGUCCAGAAUGCAAAGAAGUGAAAAACUUUUGUGAAUAUCAUGGGAAAAAUUACAAAAUCUUGGAGGAAUUUAAGCCCUCGCCAUGCGAAUGGUGUCGCUGCGAGCCCAGCAAUGAAGUUCACUGUGUUGUAGCAGACUGCGCAGUCCCCGAGUGUGUCAACCCAGUCUAUGAACCAGAGCAGUGUUGUCCUGUCUGCAAAAAUGGUCCCAACUGCUUUGCGGGCACCACGAUAAUCCCCGCGGGCAUCGAGGUGAAGGUGGACGACUGCAACAUUUGCCACUGCCACAACGGGGACUGGUGGAAGCCGGCACAGUGCUCCAAGCGCGAGUGCCAGGGCAAGCAGGCUCUGUAGCAGCGCCCCCGGCCAACAACCCGCUCAUGGUGACGGUGAUGAUGGUGAUGAUGGUGAUGAAGGUGAUGAAGGUGAUGAUGGUGAUGAAGGAACGGCUUCGACCUCCCGCCGGCUGCAGCAGGGUCAGCAGCAAGCCCUGCGAGGGUGCCACACGAGCAGAGAUCGGUAGCUGCGGGGAAGGAAGGGUGUCCCCUGCAGCUCCUGUCCCGCUUUACACACUCCCUAGCCGGUGUGCAGGUGUGUGCUGUGCUGGGGGAAUCACCAGGGCUCGCUAGGGACGCGCUGCUGGGACAGGGGGAGGACAGCAGGAAAACAGCCCUCGCACCUUCCCGGCCCGGUGAUGCCUCCGAGGUGCCAAUCCAUUCACUGCUCUCACUUUCUACAGUGUGGAUCAUGGGGUUUUUCACAUUUAUUUAUUUGAAGGUUUUUUGCUAUUGUGAUGAUUUUUUUUUAAGUCUCUUCCUAAGCUGGGAUCGUCGGGACAAUACAGCUGUGAGUGGAGCAAUAGAUGGAGCAUUUUUAUUGUCUGCAAGAGCAGGUGGCACUAAGGACAGGAGAGAGGCAGAAAUUAAAAGGGAUUGGGGAGGGUGGGGGGUGGUAAAAAAAAACCCAACUGGAAUGUAACCUGCAGCAGGACUGAGGUAGAUGCACAGGUAUAGACCGGACAGCCAAGACACGAAGCUGUAUCUGUGUUACACUUUCUCCACUGAGUGGGGACAAUAAAGUCGAAGACACCUACACAGUCACCGUGCCCUUGAUGGGAGCAGAGCCCACAGCAGCUGCAUGGGUGCUCCAUGAAAGCAACAUCUUCCCUGGCUUGUCUGGGUGGGAUUCCUGGCUGGAGCAUCAGUGGGGGAGCAGAGGGAAGAGGAUCCCACCUGUUCCUGGUUCCUGGGCUGAGCAUGUGCUCACCUGCCCUGUCCCAUCCUGAGGCUGCUCUCGCUGGAGCCAAGGGCAGUGUUUCAUUGCCUUCAGCGACAGCAGGUCACAAUUUACAUAUGGGAUCACCCCACUCUGGAGGUUUCCAGGAAUGUCCCACAGCUGUGGCAGCACUAAACUGGCUCAGCUGGCAGGUAAGACCCUUUGCUACAGUGGGAGGGAGCUGCCCUGGCUCUCCUUGGGAGCACCCACAGUGCCAGGGAUAAAGCAAGCCGUGGUGCAGCAGGGCUGGGCUGGGCUCCUGGGAAGGUUCCCUGGGGAAAGCAGCUGCUUUCUGUGCCUGCCUGCCAGGAGCAGAGGUCCCCAGCAGCCAGGGGUCCCCAUUGGGCUUUCCAGCACUGGGACCUUCUGCUUUCUCAGGCUGCAGCUUCCAGGCGGUUCUGUGAGAGAAAAGCCACCAAUGUCAUCUCCCUGCCCUGAGGCCUGCCCAGCUGAGCACAGGGGCCUUUCCCAUCACUCUCCACGCUUGGUUCCCUGCUUUUUGGUCAGUGCCAUGGGGGUGGUGGUGCUUGCUUUGUUCAGAGUUCAGACUCCAGUCCAGCACCUGCUCUCGACAGUGACAGCAGCAAAUCCUCCCCACAGCAUCCUCACCGAAGCAGAUCAGCACAUCAGGCUCCGUUUAUACACACUUUUGCCUUUAUACUUUUAUUUCUUCCCCAUUUUGGUGUUUUCCUGGAGGGCAGGGGUGGGAGGAGCACUUAGCACAGCAACUGCUGUCCUGUGGCUGAGCACUGGCUCCCUGCAGGCCGAGCUGGUACCAUUUGAGACGUCGAUGCCACAUUUCCUUGUAAGCUGUUGCCUGUCAAUGACUAUCCAGUUUCAAAACUUUCAAACAAUAGUGUGCCUGAAACUAGUGAGAAAAAAAAAAA
Parus major (Great Tit) is the source of this 3000-nucleotide messenger RNA. It is a transcript of the gene VWC2L, whose product is annotated as von Willebrand factor C domain containing 2 like. Gene Ontology annotation, molecular function: protein binding. NCBI's taxonomy places the organism in Eukaryota, Metazoa, Chordata, Aves, Passeriformes, Paridae. The transcript has 4 exons. Gene Ontology annotation, cellular component: AMPA glutamate receptor complex. The coding region runs from base 503 to 1192 and encodes 229 amino acids. Gene Ontology annotation, biological process: negative regulation of BMP signaling pathway. The record is from RefSeq and is a predicted model, not a curated record.